CUCAUUCAGCAGCGCUUCUCAUCUCUCCAACUCGCACUUCCUUCUCUCUGAUGGUCACUGUUCCUGCUCUCGAUGAUAAACUUGAUCUUAGAUGUCUUCUGUGCAACAGUAAUUAGCAACUUUUAGCAACAUGUUGAAAGUGGUUGUUGAAUCCGCCAAAGGAAUCCCUAAAAAGACACUCGGAAUUCCAGACCCUAUAGCAGGAGUCAUAUUCAAGGGUGAAAAAAAGAAAACAAAAGCCAUCGACAAAGAAUUAAAUCCUGUUUGGAAUGAGAUCAUUGAGUUUGAUUUGAAAGGUAUCCCGCUGGAUUCCUCUUCAUUCGUUGAUGUGGUUGUGAAAGACUAUGAAACCAUUGGAAAAGAUAAAUUUAUUGGUUCUGCAAAGAUCUCUCUUAAAGAACUGGCUGCUGGUCAGACCAGAUCUCUUCCUUCCAAGAACAUUCCUCUAAUUAAUGAGAAGAAACAGGAAAUAGGGGCGACUAUCAGUUUAACGAUUGGUUAUGAGCCUCCUGCAAGUAGCGUCCCGAACCCAAAUGAUCAAAACAUGGGAGAUGGCCAAACAGGAGACACUGCAGUUGGUGAGGAGGAGAAAGGUGUUGAUAGUGAUGAAGAUGCAGGUGAUGUGGCUGAGCCAGGGGCUCCUGGAGUUUCUCCAUCUGGACUGCCAAAAAAGAUCCGUACAACUCGAAAGCGACAAAAAACAUUGGCCAACAAACCGCAGGAUUUCCAGAUCCGUAUUCGAGUAAUUGAAGGUCGACAGUUACCCGGCAAUAACACAAAGCCAGUCGUCAAAGUAAGUGUGUGCGGACAGACACACAGAACGAGAAUCCGAAGAGGAAACAAUCCAUUCUUUGAUGAGAUUUUCUUCUACAAUGUCAAUAUGUUGCCAUCUGAACUUUUUGAUGAGAGCAUCAUGAUCCGGGUUUAUAAUGCAUACUCCCUCAGAGCAGACAGUCUUAUGGGAGAGUUUAAGCUGGACGUCGGCUAUGUCUAUGAUGAGCCUGGGCAUGCAAUCAUGAGGAAAUGGUUACUGCUGAGUGACCCUGAUGACUCAAUCUCUGGAGCCAGAGGUUACCUGAAAGUUAGUAUGUUCAUAGUAGGCACCGGAGACGAGCUACCGGUGGAAAAGCGAGAGGCCAAUGAGGAACAGGAUGACAUUGAAAGUAACUUGCUGCUGCCAGCUGGAGUUGCUUUACGAUGGGCUACGCUGAGUCUAAAGAUCUACCGUGCUGAAGACAUGCCGCAAAUGGAUGAUGCAUUUGCCCAGACAGUAAAAAACAUAUUUGGCGGAACAGAUGAAAAGAAAAAUUUGGUGGAUCCUUUUUUAGAAGUCAGUUUUGCUGGCAAAAAGGUCUGUACUAAGAUCGUAGAGAAGAAUGCUAAUCCAGAGUGGAAUCAGCUGAUUCACCUGCAGGUUAAGUUCCCAUCAAUGUGUGAACGCAUCAAACUUACUGUAUUGGACUGGGAUCGGUUGUCAAGGAAUGAUGUUAUUGGGACCACCUACCUUAAUCUGACGAAAAUAGCAUCAUCUGGGGGUGAAAUUGAGGAAUCACCUUCAGAAAAUGGGCUGCCUCCUUCCUUUAAUGUGGACACCACAGAAUCUGAGGUUGGGUUUCUUCCAGCUUUUGGGCCUUGUUAUGUUAACCUUUAUGGAAGUCCAAGAGAAUUUACUGGCCUACCUGACCCAUACGAGGAUCUGAAUUAUGGCAAGGGGGAAGGGGUGGCUUAUCGGGGGAGGGUUCUGAUCGAGCUCUCAACUCAACUGGAUGACAAAGCUGACAAGAAAGUGGAAGACAUUUCAAACGAUGACAUUUUGGUGGCACAGAAGUACCAGCGGAGGAGGAAGUAUUCCUUAUGUGCCGUGUUCCACAGUGCCUGCAUGCUUCAGGAGCCUGGAGAACCCAUUCAGUUUGAGGUCAGCAUCGGAAACUAUGGAAAUAAACUGGACUCCACAUGCAAACCUCUGGCCUCCACCACUCAGUUUAGCUGUGCUGUUUUUGAUGGAAAUCACUAUUAUUACUUGCCCUGGGCUGAUUCUAAACCUGUUGUUAUUCUCACAUCUUUCUGGGAGGAAAUAAGUCACCGCUUGGAUGCGGUGAACAUCAUUCUCUACAUUUCUGACAGACUGCAAUUCAACAUUGUCUCUCUGAAAACGGCGCUUCUGGCUAAAGUGUCUGACUCUCGCCUAGCUGAGAUUUGGCUGAAACUUAUCACCCAACUCAUCGAUGACCUUUCCAGUUACCAGCUGCCAGAUUUGGAGGGCAAGCCGAAUCUGACAGCACUUGAUAUUCAGAUCAAGAAUCUGCGUGACAAAACCAUGGCCAGUGUCAAAGAGGCGGCUAUUCGCAUGAGGGAGGAGGCUGUUGAUGUUAGAGCCACAAUGUCUGAUAUAGAGGACUGGCUGGAGCGACUACAGCAGAUCACAGAGGAGCCUCAGAACAGUAUGCCUGAUGUAAUCAUAUGGAUGCUGAGAGGGGAGAAACGUGUGGCCUUUGCCCGAAUCCCAGCCAAUCAGGUUCUCUACUCCACCCACAGCGAGCAGGCCAUCGGCAAGUACUGCGGCAAGACGCAAAGCAUCUUUAUGCAGUACCCAAUGGACAAAAACAAAGGUCUGAAGAUCCCUGUGCAGCUGCGUGUGAACAUGUGGUUGGGCCUGUCUGCACAUGAGAAGAAGUUCAACAGCUUUGCAGAGGGAACAUUCAGUGUCUAUGCAGAGAUGUAUGAGAAUCAGGCUCAGGUUUUUGGGAAGUGGGGAACCACAGGUCUAGUUGGCCGGCAUAAGUUUUCAGAUGUGACAGGAAAAGUAAAACUGAAGCAGGAACGUUUCAUGCCUCCCCGGAGCUGGGAGUGGGAAGGAGACUGGAGGAUUGACCCUGAGCGCGGUUUGCUUACAGAGGCUGACGCAGGCCAUUCUGAAUUCACAGACGAGGUCUACCAAAAUGAAACUCGCUUUCCUGGUGGUGAAUGGAAACCUGCUGCUGAACCUUUUACUGAUGUGAAUGGAGAGAAGGCCCAGGCCCCUCAAGAGAUUGAGUGUCCUCCAGGAUGGAUUUGGGAAGAUGACUGGAAUUUUGACAUCAACAGGGCAGUGGAUGAGAAAGGAUGGGAAUAUGGUGUCACCAUUCCUCCUGAUGAUAAGCCCAGAUCCUGGGUUGCUGCUGAGAAAAUGUACCACAUUCAUCGCAGAAAAAGACUGGUCCGACCCCGCAGGAAGAUAUCAGACACACCCACUACAGAGAAAAAAGACAUCGGUGAUGGUUGGGAAUACUCGUCUCUGAUUGGCUGGAAGUUUCACAGAAAGGAGCGUUCUUCGGACACAUCCCGCCGCAGGCGCUGGAGGAGGAAAAUGGCACCAGCUGAACGUGUGGGCGCAUCGGCUAUCUUUAACCUGGAAGGGGCUUUGGGAAUAGAUGAGGACGAGAAAGGCAGCAAAAAAGACACGGCUAAACUCUUUGGUGCCAACACACCCACUGUGUUUUGCAGAUUUGACAAGUCGUUCAUCUACCAUCUCAGAGUCUAUGUAUAUCAAGCCAAGAAUCUUUUGCCUAUGGACAAAGACAGCUUUUCUGAUCCCUAUGUACAUGUGUCAUUCUUGCAUGUCAGCAAAACAACAGAGAUUGUUAAGUCCAGUCUCAACCCCACAUGGGACCAAACUCUUAUUUUUGAUGACAUUGAGAUCUACGGAGACCCUCAGGCCAUCUCUCAUAGCUCACCCAGUGUGGUUCUGGAGGUUUAUGAUAAUGACCAAGUGGGGAAGGAUGAGCCGAUGGGCCGAUGCACGUGUCCUGCAAUAGUGAAGCUGAUUCCUGCCACCACAUUAACAACUAAACUCUUGUGGUUCCCCAUCACCUUGAAGGGACGAAAUGCAGGAGAAAUGCUGGUGGCAGCUGAGCUCUUGCUUAAAGAUAAGGCAAAUGACGUUAACCUUCCCCUGGUCCCACCUCGCAGAAGUGAGAAUCUGUACAUGGUUCCUCAGGGGAUCCGGCCUGUGGUGCAGCUCACUGCAGUCGAGAUCCUGGCCUGGGGUUUAAGAAACAUGAAGGCAUAUCAGCUGGCUGCAGUGUCUUCCCCCAGCCUUAUAGUUGAAUGUGGAGGGCAGACUAUUCAGACUGCCAUCAUCAAAAACAUCAAGAAAAAUCCCAACUUCCCUGGAUCUGUCCUGUUCCUCAAAGUGCUUCUGCCUAAAGAUGAGAUAUACACUCCACCUAUUGUCCUCAAAGUUAUUGACCACAGGCCCUUUGGUCGGAAACCAGUUGUUGGACAGUGUACUAUAAACUCCCUGGAAGAGUUCAGAUGCGAUCCUUUCAUAAGCACCACUGAAAUGGCUAUGUCUGCCAAGGUGGCCAUGAUGGCGUCAGCUCCCAGAGAUGUUGUCAUUGAUAUGGGGGGCAGAAUGCCCAGCCCUUCUAAACAGGAAGAGGAUACGGUGGACUGGUGGAGCAAAUUCUAUGCCUCCAUUAACGAGCAUGAAAAAUGUGGCCCUUAUCUCCAGAAAGGAUAUGACACUUUAACAGUCUUCAACUCCGAGCUUGAGGCGGUCCCAGAAUUCAGAGGGCUAACAGACUUCUGCACUACAUUUAAGUUACAGAGGGGCAAAACCGAGGAUGAGGAGGACGACCCCUCUGUAGUUGGAGAGUUCAAGGGGUCGUUUCGAGUGUAUCCCUUAUCAGAUGACCCAAAUGUCUUAGACCCACCUCGGCAGUUUAGGGAACUGCCUGAGAGCUGUCCCCAAGAGUGCCUGGUCAGAAUCUACAUCAUACGCUGCCUGGACCUGCAGCCCAAAGACAACAAUGGCAUGUGCGAUCCCUACAUAAAGAUUUCUCUGGGGAAGAAAACUAUCGAUGACAGAGAUCACUACAAACCAAAUACUCUAAAUCCAGAAUUUGGAAGAGUGUUUGAACUGAGUGGCUACAUUCCACAAGACAAGGACUUGAAGAUCUCCGUCUAUGAUUAUGACCUGCUUAGCGCGGAUGAGAAGGUUGGGGAAACGGUCAUAGACCUUGAGAACCGACUUCUUUCUCGGUUCGGCUCACAUUGUGGAAUCCCAAAAUCUUACUGUGUAUCUGGGGUGAACCAGUGGAGGGACCAGCUCAAACCAUCUCAGAUCCUUCACAAUCUGGCCAGGAUGAGAGGAGUUCCUGCUCCUCAGAUCGCAGAUGAUGGAAGUUUCCUGUCGUUUGGAGGAAAAGAGUACAAGCUAGACGAACUGGAGGCCAAUAAAACUAUCCAUCCACAUCUGGGCCCACCUAAAGAGCGAAUCUGCUUACAUGUGUUGAGGAGGCAAGGCCUUGUCCCAGAGCACGUGGAGACCAGGACCCUGUACAGUACCUACCAGCCCACUCUCUCUCAGGGCAAAAUCCAGAUGUGGGUUGAAAUAUUCCCUAAAAACCUCGGUAUUCCAGGACCCCUUUGUGAAAUCACUCCUCGCAAACCCAAGAAGUAUUUCCUGCGAGUCAUUGUUUGGAACACAACUGAAGUCAUUCUGGAUGAAACCAGCAUCACAGGAGAAAACAUGAGUGACAUCUAUGUGAAAGGGUGGAUGCCUGGUAUGGAGGAGGACAAGCAAAAAACUGAUGUCCAUUACAGGUCUCUUGAUGGAGAUGGAAAUUUCAACUGGAGAUUUGUCUUUGGCUUUGAUUAUUUGCCAGCUGAACAGUUGUGUAUGGUGUCUAGAAAGGAACACUUUUGGAGUCUAGACAAAACUGAGUUCAGGAUCCCUCCUAAACUGAUCGUUCAGAUCUGGGACAAUGACAAAUUCUCCCUGGAUGACUACUUAGGCACGGUUGAGUUGGAUAUGCUUCACCUCAUCCCUCCAGCUAAGACCCCUGAAAAGUGCUCUUUAAGCAUGCUGAACCAAACAGGCAAAAACCUCACACCAUCAUCACUCUUCUCCCAGAAAUCAGUGAGAGGCUGGUGGCCUUGUGCCAUGGAGGAAGAUGGCAAAAAAAUCCUGGCUGGUAAAGUAGAGAUGACAUUGGAAGUGGUGGAAGAUAAGGAGGCAGAAGAGAGGCCAGCUGGGAAAGGAAGAGAUGAACCCAACAUGAACCCUAAACUAGAUCCUCCAAACCGUCCAGAUACUUCCUUCCUUUGGUUCACAAAUCCAUGCAAGACAAUGAAAUUCAUAGUAUGGCGCAGAUACAAAUGGCUCUUCAUUGGACUCAUUAUUCUCAUACUUGUGGUCCUGUUUAUUGGAAUCCUCUUGUAUUCCUUCCCUAACUACAUUUCCAUGAAAAUCGUGAAGCCGUAUUAAAUGGAAUUAUCAAGAUAUUGGCGCAGUGACCUGCAGUGAGACACAACCAGCGGAAAUGUCAUUUUUAUGUAUUUUCUCCUAAAAAAGAAUAUUUGAAUGUAUAACCUAAACCAAGUGCUAUUUUUUUUUCUCUGUAGGCAACACUGGGUUGACAGAUUACAUUGCUGAGAGAGAUUGCACUAUAUUUGUUUGAUUUCCAAUUCCUGACAAUGUUUAUUUUCUUUGUUAAUAAUAUACUGUACAAGAUUAGAUUUAUGCUUAUGUUGCAAUGUUUUUCUGUUGUAGAAUUAUGUGAUUUAUACAGCCCAUCUAUUGUAGAAGUUACUAUUUACAACAAGAUUUUAAGAAUGCAAUGUUACGUAACUAAAAACUACGAACUUCUUUGUUGUUCAUUAUGCAUUAAACAACUAUUUCUUGUA
Puntigrus tetrazona (Sumatra barb) is the source of this 6669-nucleotide messenger RNA. RefSeq names its product myoferlin like (gene myofl). NCBI's taxonomy places the organism in Eukaryota, Metazoa, Chordata, Actinopteri, Cypriniformes, Cyprinidae. The transcript is spliced from 53 exons. Gene Ontology annotation, cellular component: membrane. Gene Ontology annotation, biological process: plasma membrane organization; membrane fusion. Bases 131 to 6250 code for a protein of 2039 amino acids. The record is from RefSeq and is a predicted model, not a curated record.